AUUAGUUCAUUGGUGUUUGGUGUAACUUGGUGAUUGAAUAUUGACAUUAAUCAAUAAUGUUCGAGACAAAAUGGUUAUUUUUAGUGAUAGCAACAAUCCUUGCAACUUCGGUCGGACAAAAUUUCAAUUUCCAUUCAACGUCACAAGAUACUGAUGAUUUUGGUUCAGGUCAACGUUUAGGUAAAAAUUUAUUGGAUUGGGUUGGUUUGGGCACUGGACCACAUGAAGAUCCAUAUAAAGCUCGUACAAAUUCAGCGUGUUUACAAGGAGAUUUAGCUGAAUGCUUUAAAUCGCAUGCAUUAAAUUCUUUUGAAGAAUUCUUUUCAAAGGAACGUUACGACUUAACAGAAAAUGCUCGUGUUGUACGUAUGCCCGUAGAACAAUUACGCUCUAUAGCUCAAGAACCAUAUGAGUAUUCUUCAGAACCACGAGCUGAUGAUAGUGAAUGGGAUCAUCUUGUCAAGUUUGCAAUGAGAAAAGUUGAAAAAUUCUUAAAAUCAACAGCAUUAGAAGUGAAAUUCUCUGAUGAAGUAACCGAACAUGGACGUUAUUCACCACGUUUUGUUGAUGAAAUAGCUGAUGAAAUUGAUAUUAUUGAAGAUAAAAAGGAUACAUUAUUUUCUCGAAAACGACUUCGAAAAUUAUUCAUUCCAUUCUUAAUCGUCUUAAAAUUAUUCAAGUUGAAAUUAUUAUUAUUUUUACCAUUGAUACUUGGUUUGGCCUCAUUUAAGAAAUUAUUAACAUUUUUGGCAAUAAUAAUACCAGGAUUAAUUGGUUUCUUCAAACUUUGUAAACCAGAUUUAGGACAAAAUACAUAUUUUGGUAAUGUCCCACAAUAUUCUAUUAAUGGACUUGGACAUUUGAAUAGUCAACAUUUAUAUAAGCCACAAUAUAAUCCUGCGUAUAAUAAUUAUGGACAUGGAGGAUAUCAUAGUCAGAGUAAUGGCGUAGCAUUUCGUGAAGAUCCAGGACAACAUUUAGCGUAUAGUGGUUAUUCAGAAUAUCGUUCUGCAAAGACAGAUGUCAGUGCCGUUGGUGUUCCAGAAACAUCUAGUAAAAAAUCAAUUUUACCUGAUUCAUAAACUAAAACAAAAUUAAAUCUGCUUAAUUAAGCAAUUUAGGGCUAUGAUAAAAUUAUUUAUGACAUAUCUAUUCUUUUGCUGACUAUUUUAAUUUCUUCAAAUAAUAUAAAUCAAAUAUUUAUAGAUUUAAAAAAGUGAAGAAUUUUUUAGACUACCCCUACACAAUCUAUUUUUUCGAGGAAACAUUCAAUGCCAACCUGUUAACCAAAUAAACAAAACCUGCGAAACUUAACUUCUAAAACUACCCACAACACAAGACAAUCAUUUUUCUCUUAUUUCCAGAAAAUCAGUUAGAAAUUUGUCCUGUUUGUUGAAUAUACCAUUCAUCAUUCAUCUUAUGGAUAGAACACUAAUUUUUAUAGCAUUUAAAUCUGUAUUUUUUCCACUUGGAAAAAUAUCAUCUAGUCGUAAGAAUUCAAACAAACAAAAUAUCUAUAGCUACA
Molecule: messenger RNA, 1525 nt
Organism: Chrysoperla carnea
Lineage: Eukaryota; Metazoa; Arthropoda; Insecta; Neuroptera; Chrysopidae
Gene: Osi2
Exons: 6
Coding region: 57-1082 (341 amino acids)
Source: RefSeq, a predicted model, not a curated record